ACAAGCUGUCCCCGUGCUGCUCGCAAGACUGGCAAUGCUCUGGUACCUUUGUUCUAACAUCAAGAACAGGGAGGGAAGGGCUGGUGACAAAGUACACCCAGGAAGACUGCAGUGUACCAUCUUAGCAGAUAAAUGUGCUGAUACAAGUGCUAAAUUUAUCACACCUGAUUAGGGGUUUAGUGCUUCCAUAGUUUAAACAUUAAUAUUUGCCUAUUUAAGCAAUGUGCCCUAGUGCAGCCUGUCCACAGAUGUAGUCACCAUGACUGAGUCUGGAGACUUCAUAAGUGCUCUGGGGGAGUUUGGGCUGUAUCAGAAAUUUCUGGUACUACUCAUCUCCAUCUCCCUACUUCUUAAUCCUUUCCAAAUGAUUGGCCAAGUGUUCAUGGUUCUGGAUGAGCCUCAUCACUGCAACACCAGCUGGAUCCGUGCCAUUGGCCCCAACCUGACAGAGGAAGAGCAGCUGAACCUCACCCUGCCCCGGGAUGCGGAUGGGGCAUACGAGCAGUGCUCCAUGUACUCGCCGGUAGACUGGGACCUCGACUCCAUUGUGGCUUAUGGCCUGAAUGCCACGGAGAAGUGCAGCAGUGGCUGGGUGUACCCCUCAGCACAAGCACCGUCCCUCCUGACCGAGUUUGACCUGGUGUGUGACAGGAAGGACCUGAAUGACAUCUCCCAGUCCAUCUACAUGCUGGGGCUUCUCCUAGGAUCCAUCAUCUUUGGGCCACUGAGUGACAGAAUAGGCCGUCAGCCUGUAUUUCUGAUCUGCAUGCUCAUCCGUGGCUUGUUUGGUGUAGGAACUGCCUUUGUGCCCCAUUUCUAUGUGUACAUGGCCUUCAGAUGUGUCGUGGGGGCUGUGGAGGCAGGCAUUAUGAUUAUUGCCUUGGUGCUGGCUACAGAAUGGGUCGGUGUCUCCCAUCGGUCAAAAGCAGUGCUUAUUACUCACUGCUGCUUCGCCAUUGGUCAGAUGAUUGUCCCUGGCUUGGGUUACGGUAUUCGCAACUGGAGGCUGCUGCAGAUUGCAGGAUCUGCUCCUGUAUUUGCUCUUUUCUUCUACAUCUGGGUGCUCCCAGAGUCCGCUCGGUGGCUGGUGAUAAAAGGCAGGAUAGAAGAAGCUAAGAAGGUGCUUCAGAAGGCAGCAUCCAUCAACAAGCGCACCCUCCCACCGGAGCUCCUGGAGCAGCUGAAGCCCGAGGCUCAGCCCAAGCCUGGAAGCACUCUGGAUCUCUUUCGGAAGAAGCACCUGCGGAAGGUGACUUUAAUCAUGACCUGCACCUGGUUUGCAGACAGCCUUGUCUACUAUGGGCUGAGCCUUAAUGUGUCAGGUUUUGGUCUGAACGUCUACCUGACACAGCUUGCCUUUGGAGGGGUAGAGUUACCAGCUCGAUUUUCCUGCAUUUUCCUGCUGCAGUGGUUUGGGAGGAAGAAAACCCAGGCUGUUCUCCUGCUGCUGUCUGGCCUGAUGUGUCUCGUCAUCACUGGCAUCCCUGAAGACCAGCCCGUGGUGACCACCAUCCUGGCCACCAUCGGCAAGCUUACAGCCACAGCCUCCUUCUCCACUUCCUACAUCUACUCUGCAGAGCUCUUCCCCACGGUCAUCAGGCAGACCGGCGUGGGGCUGUGCUCGAUGUCGGCACGGCUAUCGGGGAUCAUGGCGCCCUUGAUGCUGCUGCUGAAGCGGUACCACCGGGCCAUCCCCAUGGCCGUCUUUGGCAGUGUCACUGUGGUGGUGGGGCUGCUCUGCUUCCUGCUGCCCGAGACCCGUGGCACUGACCUGGCAGAUGACAUGGGGCUGGAGGACAUCAAGGGGGCAACUCCCCAGAUGAGUAACAGGAGUCUGGAAACUUUGUCCAAGACAGACACCACCAAGGUUGGAGCAGACUUGGAGAAGAACAACUACAAGUUCUCGGAGAGCAAGUGAUGAAUGGACAGGCACAUACUAAAGGUCUUGUCUAAUCCAAUCUUUCUUGAAGCAGACCCAUGAGGCAUUGCUGUCCAGAAACUGGCCUUUCAGAUGAUCAACAAAGUAUUUGUGAUUAGAGGGAGAGGAGAUGUGUGUUACUCUGUGUUUGGAAACAAUGCACUUCAGCCUGUUUCUGAAGCCCAGUCUGUUAUGCCUGGCUGCGUGAGUCCUCCCGACGUGUCUCCCAGUCCUUUGCAAACUUGUACCCGUGGAACCAUCCCUGUCAUGUUUCACAGCAAUAAAGAAUCGCCAGAAGAGUGGUAGUACUGGGCAAGCGAGUGCCGGGCUGUGUCCCUCCUGCACUAGUCGCUCGGGUCGUCGGUCCGAGCCCUCACAUUUGAUCAGGAUGUCACUGCAACCCUGUCACACACAUAUUUAGCUUUUCUUUCUAUGUGGUGUUGAAGUUGAGUUUCUACAUGAAUAGUAUAAAUUAUACUCCGAGUUUGAUAAGAGACACUUGUAAUGCAAUAUGUGAAUAAUAAAUGGUGUUGACUUUUUUU
Molecule: messenger RNA, 2460 nt
Organism: Pezoporus flaviventris
Lineage: Eukaryota; Metazoa; Chordata; Aves; Psittaciformes; Psittacidae
Product: solute carrier family 22 member 13-like
Exons: 10
Coding region: 260-1918 (552 amino acids)
Biological process (GO): transmembrane transport
Cellular component (GO): membrane
Molecular function (GO): transmembrane transporter activity
Source: RefSeq, a predicted model, not a curated record